GCGGCGGGGGGGAGGCUGUUUAAAGUGGCGCUCUUGCGGCGCGCGAAGGGGAUGGCGGCGCCGGCGGACUAUCCCCCGUUCCAGCUGGGGAAGCCCCGCUUCCAGCAGACUUCAUUUUAUGGCAGAUUCAGGCACUUCUUGGACAUCAUUGAUCCACGCACUCUCUUUGUUACUGAGAGUCGCUUGAAGGAAGCUGUGCAGUUGUUGGAGGAUUACAAGCAUGGGACUUUGCCCCCGGGAGUCACCAACAAGGAGCUGUGGGAAGCUCAAAAAAUAAAGCAGGCCAUCAUCCAUCCCGAUACAAAUGAGACCAUCUUCAUGCCUUUCCGAAUGUCAGGUUACAUUCCCUUUGGAACACCCAUCGUUGUUGGUCUUCUCUUGCCCAACCAGACGCUGGCAUCCACUGUGUUUUGGCAGUGGUUGAAUCAGAGCCACAAUGCCUGCGUCAACUAUGCAAACCGCAAUGCGACAAAGCCUUCUCCGACAUCCAAGUUCAUCCAGGGCUACUUGGGAGCUGUCAUAAGUGCUGUCUCAAUAGCAGUGGGCUCCACGCUUUUGCAGCUGAAGUACAAUCUGAGACCCUGCCCCACCAACCUCAACGCUUCGGACGAAGUCUUCCUGCAGCGGUGCAGAUGCCAAGAGGGUGUUGCUGUCUUCUUGUGUGAGUCCCACAACGACCCCGCCAGACAGGGCUUCCACGGGGAUGACCUUAGCGUGUGUGAAGAUUACCAUGAGUUCUGA
Messenger RNA from Calidris pugnax (ruff), 741 nucleotides. Its product is annotated as sideroflexin-5-like. NCBI's taxonomy places the organism in Eukaryota, Metazoa, Chordata, Aves, Charadriiformes, Scolopacidae. The coding region runs from base 52 to 741 and encodes 229 amino acids. The transcript has 11 exons. Gene Ontology annotation, molecular function: citrate transmembrane transporter activity; monoatomic ion transmembrane transporter activity. Gene Ontology annotation, cellular component: mitochondrial inner membrane. Gene Ontology annotation, biological process: monoatomic ion transport; mitochondrial transmembrane transport; citrate transport. The record is from RefSeq and is a predicted model, not a curated record.